AUGUUGCUAGUUAUUGCCAACGAAUAUGAUUCAAAUAUAAAUAAUUUACAUCAAGUAUGGCAUUUUUUAUCAAUUACCCCAACAUCUUAUGAUUGUUUGACUUUUAUUGACGAACUUUAUCAACUUACAUUAACUUUUUCUUCAGUUAAACAACAUUUAGCAUUAUGUUCAGAAGAUUUUCUCUUAGCAUUAGGUAUUUCACAUGAUGAUAAUAUAAGAUUUAGUUAUUUUAAAAUAUUAGCUUUCUUAAUUAAUAAUCCUCAACCAGAUAAAAUAAAAUGUUUUGCAAUUGAAUCACAAAUUAUUGAUUUAACAAAAGAUCAUUUCAAUCAUUUAAUUAAUGGAGAAAAUAUUCGCAUAGAUUUAGAAAAGGAAAUAAACCAAAUAAUUGAAGAAUUAGGUGGAUAUGUAUUCUUUAAAAUGCAUAGAAGUCCAAAAGAUGCUUACGAAAAAGAUGAAGAUCCUUAUUUGAAUUUUAUGAAAAUUCAAAAUGUUAAUCAAUUAAAAUUACUUUUUAAAAAUAGUGAUCGACUUCGACAAGAUUUAAAUGAACUAUCUUCAAAUGAAAAAAAUUAA
Molecule: messenger RNA, 576 nt
Organism: Adineta steineri
Lineage: Eukaryota; Metazoa; Rotifera; Eurotatoria; Adinetida; Adinetidae
Source: the annotation of a GenBank genome assembly